AUGAUGACUAUGGACAUCGGGAUGUACAAUAACCAGAAUGGGUACAACGCUGAGUACUACCAGCAGGGAUCUUACCAGACUCCCUACGAGGGCUACCACGAGGGUUAUUAUGAGCCGACCGCCUACUACGAGCCGAUACUGCACGGCCAAGCUCAUGAGACGACUCCGGUUAUUAGCACAGACACAGGGCUGUGUUAUACGAACUUGGACUAUGGUGAAUUACCACAAUCCUAUCCCAUUCAGCCGAUCGCCCCACACCCAGAGACAUUUAAGCAUAGAGAAGAAGCGCCGAGGCAUGAAGAUAUGCUACACGAACACAAAAUAGACAAUCAUUACUUAGAAACUAAAUAUAAUAUGCACUUUGUGGACGAUUCCAUGCAGUACAACCAUGGGUCGCCGCUACCGUGCGGAGAGUUUGAAGUACCUUAUGUCCCUAAGGAGGAGUUUGCGAUGAGGGAGUUCCCUAGGGAAGGGGAUAUGCAGCACCACGUGAAUCAUCAGACCCACCCCCAGCAUGCCGUACCUACGUAUAAGUGGAUGCAGGUCAAACGGAAUGUACCCAAACCCGCAGUACCCAAGCUGAUGAUACCUCCAGCGGACUUCGUUAAUCAAGGUGUCCUUGGAAGUCCACAGGAUGGCAUCCGAACACCCACCGGUAGCCAGAUGCUUGCAAACCCCAUCCUUAACCUGAAUAAUACAGGCCGAACCAACUUCACCAACAAACAACUAACGGAGCUCGAAAAAGAAUUCCAUUUCAACAAAUACCUUACGAGAGCGAGAAGGAUAGAAAUAGCCUCCGCCCUACAGCUGAAUGAGACACAAGUCAAAAUCUGGUUUCAGAACCGACGGAUGAAACAAAAGAAAAGGAUCAAAGAAGGCCUCAUAGUGGCUCCUGAAGUUACGCCUUCCACCUCACACGCCAUUGGAUCCAAUGAGAAUAGCCGGGAGUCGAGCUAG
Leptosia nina is the source of this 957-nucleotide messenger RNA. Lineage: Eukaryota; Metazoa; Arthropoda; Insecta; Lepidoptera; Pieridae. The record is from the annotation of a GenBank genome assembly.